AUGGCCGCAGCGACCGCAACGCUAGGGGCUCCGGCACGCACCCCGUCCUCGUACCAUCGGAUUCGACCCCCUGCACCCAUCCCAGUCGGCCUCCUCGCUUGUCAGCGCGACCCGCUCGCUCGAGAUCUAGCCACGACCGCCGUCUCAUGCCGAGUCUCCCAGUCGCCCACUGUUCCAUCCAACGGCCGCGAGGGAAAGAAGAAGAAGGCCGCCCCUGCACUGACUGCUCCGCUUAUCGAAGUCAUCCUUCACGACACCGUCAUCUUCCCUGAAGGCGGAGGACAACCCUCGGACGUCGGAACGCUCACCAGCGCUGACGGUGAGCUCUGGGAUGUCGUUGAAGCCAAACGCCAUGGCGGACACGCAGUGCACUACGUGCGGCUUAGGCCUGAACAGGACGUCGACAAUGGGCUCAAGGUGUUUGCACCGGGAGCUCUGGUGGGCGUCGCUCUCGGCGAGGCGGGGUAUAAGCGACGGCUGGACCAUAUGUGCAUGCACACCUCGCAGCACCUGCUCUCUGCUGUGCUCGAACACCAGCUGCACGUGGACACCAUCGCAUGGUCGCUCACCGGCGCGCCCGCCCAAGAGAUCGCGUACGUCCAGGAGGAGUGCAACCGACUCGUCUUCGAGGGCCGCGCGGUGCACAUCGAAGUGGAGGAGCUCGACACCGCCGGCGCGAAGGUGAAGAGCGGACCCACCGUCGGCAUCCCGGACGACUACACCGGCGGCGUCAAGCGCACGGUGGUCAUCGACGGUGUCGAUCGCAACCCAUGCUGCGGCACGCACGCGCCAUCGCUGCACAACCUCCAACUCUACCUCCUCCCCCACACCGAGGCGCUUGCGCGCGGGGGCACCGCGUUCGCCGGCUCCGUGCGGCUCUACUUCCUCGCAGGCCCGCGGCUCCUCGCACACCUCGGCGCCGCGCACACGACGCUCACUGCCGCCGCGGGCGUCAUGAACUGCGGCGCGCCGCAGGUGCCGGAGCGCGUGCAGCAGGUCGUCGACGAGCGGCGGCGCGCGACGAAGCGCGUCGAGGACCUCGAGGCGGAGCUCGCGGGCCCUGUCGCGGCGGAGCUGUUCGAACGGGUCGCGGGUGGUGAGGAGGCACAGGACGACGACGGGGGCAACGUGCUCGGGUUCUUGUCCGCGGUCGCGACGUCGUUCGCGGGGAAGGUCGCGGAGGCAGAAGGAGGUGCAACACCGUUCUUGCUUGUGCUCUCUUCGUCGCCCGCGGCGCAGAGUGCGACGAGCACGACGGUGGUGCUCGUGGGCCCGCGGUGGAGCGGAAAGUUCACAGGGGUCUGGGUGGAGAACCGCGAAGGUGCGACGGCGGCGAGCAUUCUCGAAGGGGUGCAGCUUUAG
Molecule: messenger RNA, 1362 nt
Organism: Epithele typhae
Lineage: Eukaryota; Fungi; Basidiomycota; Agaricomycetes; Polyporales; Epitheliaceae
Product: alanyl-tRNA synthetase domain-containing protein
Exons: 7
Coding region: 1-1362 (453 amino acids)
Biological process (GO): regulation of translational fidelity
Molecular function (GO): nucleotide binding; Ser-tRNA(Ala) deacylase activity
Source: RefSeq, a predicted model, not a curated record